GUGGCAUGCCGUGGAUUCUGUCGUCUUUAUCCUGGCUUUCACACUAGACUAGAGAAGGGGCGGCCCCGCCACUUUGUGUUCGGGCUGCCGGCCAGCAUUUCAAUAGAUAGAUGCGCUAUUCUUCUGACAGUCACAGCUCGUGGCCUAAAUCCCUUCGGCUUCUUUCGGCGUUUCAAAGCAAAGCAUCGAAUCGAACAACAAAGCAACGGCGACUGAUAGAUCGCGAAUCGAUUCCGGUUCCUGCCUCCUUGCUCUUGUCCUCGAAAGCCCUCGUCUUUCCGUGAGCGCCGCGCCCUGCUCGGACCGCUGCCAUUGGGGUUGGGAAUUGGUCGGAUUUGUUUGCUUCGUGUGUUUCUUCCCUCUUGGAGGUGGUACCACUGAUCUGGCUGAUGGGUUCGUGGAUUUCGAGCAUCAUGGGCCCGGAGAGGGAGGCGGAAGGCCACGACACGGGGCUCGGGUACCUGCCGGAGAACUGCGUCGCGGAGGUGAUGCUUCACCUCGACCCGCUGGAGAUAUGCCGCGCCGCGCGGCUCAGCCGAGCGUUCCGAGGGGCGGCGUCGGCGGACUUCGUGUGGGAGACGAAGCUACCCAAGAACUACGGGCAUUUGAUGGAAUUGGCCUCGGAUGAGAAGAGCCCGUGCAAGAAGACGAGUCUUUGCAAGAAGGAGAUCUACGCGCGGUUGUGCCGGCCGAACCCCUUCGAUGGGGGCACCAAGGAAUUCUGGCUGGAGAAGAGCAGCGGUGGAAUUUGCUUGUCCAUUUCCUCAAAGGCAUUGCUGAUCACCGGAAUCGAUGACAGGAGAUACUGGAAAUACCUUCCCACCGAAGAAUCUAGGUUCCACAUGAUUGCAUACCUUAAGCAAAUUUGGUGGUUUGAGGUGGAUGGGGAAAUUGAUUUCUGCUUCCCGGCCGGUACCUACAGCCUCUUCUUUCGGCUCCACCUGGGUCGAGCUUCCAAGCGUUUUGGUCGUCGGAUUUGUAGCUCCGAGCACAUUCAUGGCUGGGACAAGAAACCGGUGCGAUUCCAGCUAUCGACAUCGAACAGUCAGCAGACUCUAUCUCAGUGCUAUUUAGGCGAUCCUGGGAGCUGGAUCCUUUACUAUGCAGGAGACUUUGUGGCAGACAGAUGCAAUGUUGCAACUAAACUCAAGUUCUCGAUGACACAAAUCGAUUGCACGCAUACAAAAGGUGGCCUUUGCAUCGACUCUGUGUUGAUAUGUCCCAAGGGUUUUAGGCAGGGAAAGGUCUGUAGCACCAGGGUUUAAACUUGUAGAUUCAAAUAUGGAAAGAUAUGGAUGGCCAUUCGAAUUUGAUGCAGUGUCCAUAAAUCUCUUUCUUUUUUCCAUCAAUCUUUAGUUAAAAUGAGGAGCUUUUGUAUGGACUUCUUUAUAUUAAGGUAUUUGAAUCUGUGAUUGCUCUACUGUUUUUGGGA
This is a messenger RNA of Musa acuminata subsp. malaccensis (wild Malaysian banana), 1432 nucleotides long. RefSeq names its product F-box protein PP2-A13. Gene Ontology annotation, molecular function: protein binding. The record is from RefSeq and is a predicted model, not a curated record. NCBI's taxonomy places the organism in Eukaryota, Viridiplantae, Streptophyta, Magnoliopsida, Zingiberales, Musaceae.